Aspergillus uvarum CBS 121591 is the source of this 968-nucleotide messenger RNA. RefSeq names its product cupin domain-containing protein. The transcript has a single exon. Lineage: Eukaryota; Fungi; Ascomycota; Eurotiomycetes; Eurotiales; Aspergillaceae. Bases 99 to 752 code for a protein of 217 amino acids. The record is from RefSeq and is a predicted model, not a curated record.
CAAUUUCAGAGCUACUUUGAUGAUUUCACGCCAUUGCUCGUAUAUCGCCAAACAUAACGCAAUCUCCCUAGAGCAUCCUAUUUGAACUUUCCCGCAAAAUGGCCAAAAAACUCGGCUUUGAUCUGCCUAACGGAUGCCAUCUCGUUCACGGGAGUGGGUCGCUCAUCAAGACCGCAUAUUCGCCCGAAACCGGGUUGCCUGGUACCCUGCAGAUCCUCAGCUACGGUCAUGACCAAGACUCCAGUUCUGUGGCGUUUUGUGGCCCCAGUGGUCUUUUCCAAUUCGAUACAACCUGCCGCAUGCCCCGUCACGUGCACAUGGCACCCACAAAGGAAGGAGAGGGGAUGCAGUAUGUGGUGGAAAAGAUCAUAGUCUUGAACGGGGUUGCCAUUACGGAACUGGGGGGAGAAAUCUACGUCGUACCUCCAGACACUAUGGUCACUAUUGGACACGGCGUACCUCAUUCAUGGGUCGCUGCCCCCUCUGGCAUGGAUUUGCAAGCGCUGGGAGUUGCGGAUGAGCCGAUUGUGUCACGUGGACAGUUUCUGGCGGUUUUUGAAUACGAGAUGCCGACCUCCUUCUUCCCUACGCGCCAGACACAAACCCUGCACACGGAAGAAGAUUACGUGAGAUGUGAUGACUUGCACUCUAUUAGAAUUGCAGAGAUGGAUGCUGAAUACCUGAGAAAGAAUGCCUGGUUUGUUUGGGGGAAUUCAUGUCGAAAGUUAGGAUCUACGAAGCACAGCAAUUGAGCGAUGCAUGGCUACUAGCAAAGUCUCACAGCUCUUCAAUGUCGAAUCGCAAGCAAACCCCAAUGUAUAUGGGAAAUUGAGGAAGUUAGUCGGCAUGGUUCGAGAGUGCCUGAUCUUUGGCCUUAGCCAAUUCGAAUCGAAGCCGUGCACCUGAUAUAACACAAUCAUCUGAACAUUAGAGAAACGUGUCUGGAUCAUAGUUGUGGGUAUAUAACG